This is a messenger RNA of Malaclemys terrapin pileata, 796 nucleotides long. Its product is annotated as histone H2A type 2-C. The coding region runs from base 9 to 398 and encodes 129 amino acids. Gene Ontology annotation, molecular function: DNA binding; protein heterodimerization activity; structural constituent of chromatin. The record is from RefSeq and is a predicted model, not a curated record. Gene Ontology annotation, cellular component: nucleosome. Lineage: Eukaryota; Metazoa; Chordata; Testudines; Emydidae. The transcript has a single exon.
GAUUUACAAUGUCAGGAAGAGGAAAGCAGGGAGGCAAAGCGAGGGCUAAGGCAAAGUCUCGCUCCUCGCGGGCUGGGCUGCAGUUCCCGGUGGGUCGAGUGCAUCGUCUGCUUCGCAAAGGUAAUUACGCUGAGCGGGUGGGGGCCGGAGCCCCGGUCUAUAUGGCCGCGGUGCUGGAGUAUCUGACCGCUGAGAUUCUCGAAUUAGCCGGCAACGCUGCUCGGGACAACAAGAAAACCAGGAUCAUCCCCCGUCACCUGCAGCUCGCCAUCCGUAACGACGAGGAGCUCAACAAGCUGCUUGGCAAAGUGACGAUCGCUCAGGGGGGUGUCCUGCCCAACAUCCAGGCUGUGCUGCUCCCCAAGAAAACUGAGAGCCACAAGGCCAAGAGCAAGUGAAGCUGAUCAGAAAGCAGCAAAAAUCUUCAGUUCAAAACCAACCCAAAGGCUCUUUUCAGAGCCACCCACAAAAAUCAAAAAAAGGGCUUAAUUAUCUGUAACCAUCACACUUUUAAAACAAUAACUUUUUUUCCUUUCUGGGAAUAAAUGAUUGAAUUGGAGUUACAAUAGCUGGAAUAGAGGUAUCUGAACGAAAAUUUAACAAUUCUGCAGAAGUCUGUUUUCCUACAAACAAGACAUUGAGUCUCUCCUAAUUUGAAAUACGUGUUCGUAAGGUUUGUAGAAGACAGAAACCUCCCGGACAGUGAGUUCACUUUCCUUUUUGUUUAAUUGUUCGGCUGGUCUGUGUGAAAAGGCGGGAAUUCCUAAUAUGACGGUAACCUGUUACUAGAUGUGGU